CAUAUCAGAUCUAACUAAUUUCGAAAACUCCAUACAAACUUUUACUGUGCGAGCAAUGGGUAUGAAUAGUCGUCAAUGAACAUGAACAGUCGAAUGGCAGAAGCUACUAUUCACUAUUCACUUUCACUAUCUACCCUUUUGCAGAGCAACAAAAAUACAAACAUAAGCUAUUGAAUAGUUUCGAAUCGCACUGCAUGGAUGGAUUCCAUGAGCAUUACCCUAUCGGUCGACCCAAAUUGCUUUACGUCACAACUGAGAAAGCAAACAAUUCGCACUUGCCCACCAAUUGUAUUGUGGCCUUUUCAUUUUUCAUUUUUCAUUUUCUACAUAUGUAUAUUUUUGGUCGAACGGCAGCCACAACGUGCCUGCAUUGUUUCUCCGCCCCCCAAAAGCGCCCCAUCUGCAUCACCUGAAAGGUGCGAAACGGAUGGACAACAAUAUACAUGUAAAUGUGUAUGUAAAUAUGUAUAUGGGUAUGCAAAAUAUACUUGGUCAUAAAAGAUCAACGAAGUUUUGAAUGCAAUUCGGGCGAUCAUCGAAGCAUUUCCCAGGAGAUCUAUGCAUCUGGACUUCUGGGGCAAACCAACAUGGGAGCACACCUUAACCCAUGAUGACCCUGGCCCGUGUCGUGCAUAUCAUUAAUGACCCAACCAAUUAUCGUGUUCUAAACAGCAAAACAAAAAGCAUUUCGAGACUCGAACAUCAAAGCGCUUUAAGUUGCGUGUUCUCAAUUGGAAAAAAAAGCAGUUUUAUGUUUUUUAAUCGAAGAGAAAAUAAUCUCAUAUGCAAGUGGUGAAAAUAAAAAGAAAGGUGGGUGUUUUAACAAUGAAUGAACUUGGUAUGUAGCUAAAUUUAAUAUCAAAUUAAUUUAAUUUAAUUUUUUUAUUAAUUGAAUUCAGCAGAAGAAUUAAGAAGAGCGUUUGAACUAUAAGGCACCCAUUACUCACAGCCAACCAAAAAUAUUUGUUCUUUGUUAUAAUACCUAGUUGUAACAUUUUACCCAAAUAUAUUACCUAUUUUCUUUCGUUAUAUGUAUGCCAAUACCAUUUUCUGUAGUUGAUAGGUCUGGCAACUUAAUGUACAGCGAUUUCUGAUAAGCAUUUUAGUGUUUUUCAAGAGGGCAUGUUCAAUAAAGUGCCUAUAUCGACCAUACCCCACCGAAACUACAGCUCCAUGCGAGUUAAGUAAAUAAACACCAACAAAGAUGACUCAGGCAGCAAAUCGCUAUUGUUGCUAAUGACUGAGAGCCGGGCUUGGGAAUCGAGUUUAAAACCGUCAACGGCACUUUGGAAGCGGUUUAGUUUGAGUCAAACGCGCAUUCGGAAAACAUGUCGAAUUUCAAUCGCAUUCUGAUCGUCAUUGUGAUCGCGUUGGCACUUGUUCAUUUUAGUGCUGUGGAUGCCCAGGCCGGCACGGUGCACUGGAACAAUGGGAAUGCGGGCGGCGUGGGCGUCUACUCGAACGCCCAGUCCAGCGGGAUGCAUCCGCCGGGAAGUCUGAGUGGCCAGGAUCCGCAGUACAGCUACGGAUAUGCCGGCAUCGAUUCGCGUGGUUCCUACGGCGGAGCGGGCGGCAAUGGAGCCUACUACGUGAGCGGCACUGACGAGCAUGGUCGUCCCUUCUCCUACGGCAACCAGGUGGGUCAGCCGGGUCAGCCGGGCUACAUGGGCGUACGGCCGGAUCCCAACUACCCGGGAUCCUAUGGCUACCACAAUGGUGGAGCAAUCUUCGCCAGCUCGAUGGGCGUCACCGUGACCAUAGCACUUGGAUUGGCCUUGGCGGGCAUGAGACUUUGAUGCGGUUGCAGCGUGGGAUCGUUUUUUUUUUUUUUUAAUUAGUCUCUAAGCUUAAUUUAUGUAAAGUUUUCAGUUGUGUAAAUGCAUCAUUAAAUACAAAAAACUUAAAAUCUA
Molecule: messenger RNA, 1910 nt
Organism: Drosophila yakuba
Lineage: Eukaryota; Metazoa; Arthropoda; Insecta; Diptera; Drosophilidae
Product: collagen alpha-2(I) chain
Exons: 2
Coding region: 1329-1796 (155 amino acids)
Source: RefSeq, a predicted model, not a curated record